CUUGGGAUUGACCUCGGGUUCAUGGGUCCUAACUAUUCUAUUUCCACUGCUUGUGCUACCUCCAAUUAUUGCUUUUAUGCUGCGGCGAACCAUAUACGGAGAGGGGAGGCUGAUUUGAUGAUAGCGGGUGGAACUGAGGCUGCCAUCAUUCCCAUUGGGUUAGGAGGUUUCGUCGCUUGCAGAGCGCUUUCCCAGAGGAAUGAUGACCCCAAAACUGCUUCAAGGCCGUGGGAUCAGGGGCGUGAUGGCUUUGUUAUGGGUGAAGGGGCUGGAGUUUUGGUGAUGGAGAGCUUGGAACAUGCCAUGAAGCGAGGCGCUCCUAUAAUUGCUGAAUACUUGGGAGGUGCUGUUAACUGUGAUGCUUAUCAUAUGACAGAUCCAAGGUCUGAUGGACUUGGUGUGUCUUCAUGCAUUCAGAGCAGCCUUGAAGAUGCUGGUGUGUCACCUGAGGAGGUCAACUACAUAAACGCACAUGCAACUUCCACUCUUGCUGGCGACUUGGCAGAGAUUAAUGCUAUUAAGAAGGUUUUCAAGGACACUUCCGGCAUCAAAAUUAAUGCCACCAAGUCUAUGAUAGGACACUGCCUUGGUGCAGCUGGGGGGUUGGAAGCCAUUGCCACUGUUAAAGCCAUAACAACAGGAUGGCUGCAUCCAACAAUCAAUCAAUUUAACCCAGAACCCGCAGUCGAUUUUGAUACAGUGGCAAAUGUCAAGCAGCAGCAUGAAGUCAAUGUUGCUAUUUCAAAUUCAUUUGGAUUUGGUGGACACAACUCUGUGGUGGCAUUCUCUGCUUUCAGGCCCUGAUUGCCCAGCUUCACUUAUCUAUCUACACUUUAUGAGGAACACGGGUUUAAGUUUUUUGAAAUUUUGUUCUCUCUAGAUCACUGAGGCUGUUUGUUCUGAUUGAGCCCAUCUCAUAUAAAAGCCGUAGGCCUGUAGUUCAGUUUGUGCUAAUUGUGACUUGACAGUUAGCUAUAAGUCUGUUUUAAUGAGUAGAAGUUUUUGAAUGUAGCUGGAAUUCUUUAGUUUGGAGGUAUACAGAAGGAUAAAAUGUCAAAUGAGCAAUUCUUCACCAUUCUUCCAUAUUGUUUGAGUAAAGAUAUUUUUCAUCAGGCUUGUAUCUAAGAUACUUGCUGAUUGCUUUGAAUCUUUGUAGCAUCAUGGGCUUUAUUUCAA
This is a messenger RNA of Vigna umbellata (rice bean), 1176 nucleotides long. The record is from RefSeq and is a predicted model, not a curated record. NCBI's taxonomy places the organism in Eukaryota, Viridiplantae, Streptophyta, Magnoliopsida, Fabales, Fabaceae.